AUGACUUCGUUUGAUACGAAAUACGACAUGUACCCAGCUGGGGAUGUGGGAGUGAUAGAAGGUGAAAUGAACAUACCAACAAGGGGUGGGCCCUCAGGAGACAGUAUGGAAUUUAAUACACUUGAUGAACCCAUCAAGGAGACAUUUAUGCGAGAUCUGAGGGCGGUUGGCAAUAAGUUUUAUCACGUACUAAUCCCGAGAGAAAAGACAAGUUUGUUAAAAGAAUGGGAUCUGUGGGGCCCUCUCCUGCUCUGCACACUGAUGGCCACGAUCCUGCAAGGCACAGAGAGAGCCGACAACUCCAACGACGGUGGCCCUGAAUUCGCAGAAGUCUUCGUUCUAGUCUGGAUAGGAGCUGCCAUUGUCACAUUAAAUUCUAAACUACUGGGUGGAAAUAUCUCGUUCUUCCAGUCAGUAUGUGUCUUGGGCUACUGUAUGUUCCCAAUUGCCCUCUCCUUGGUGAUUUGCCGCAUCAUACUGUUCAGCACACAAACCACAUUCCUAUUUUUCUUGAGACUCGUUAUAUCUAUGUCGGGCUUCGUGUGGGCCACGUUUGCUGCAACAAAGUUCCUGGGCGAUAGCCAGCCUGACGGCAAAAAGGCUUUGGCCGUUUACCCAAUAUGCCUGUUCUACUUCAUACUGUCAUGGCUGGUCGUGUCGCACAGUAACGUCUAA
Messenger RNA from Arctia plantaginis, 675 nucleotides. Lineage: Eukaryota; Metazoa; Arthropoda; Insecta; Lepidoptera; Erebidae. The record is from the annotation of a GenBank genome assembly.